This is a messenger RNA of Eruca vesicaria subsp. sativa (arugula), 914 nucleotides long. The record is from the annotation of a GenBank genome assembly. NCBI's taxonomy places the organism in Eukaryota, Viridiplantae, Streptophyta, Magnoliopsida, Brassicales, Brassicaceae.
AAAAAAAAGAAGAGCAUUUACUUGUAAGAUCCAACCAGAAAUGAGAGACAACACAAUAGAAGGAGAGAGAAGCAGUUCUUCAAAGCAGCAACCACAAGUUCCUAUGUCUUUGAAGCUCUUAGAUACAUGUCUGAGGCUAAGUGUGGUUCCUCUCAGUGUUGCAACCAUCUGGUUAACUGUCAGUAACCACCAAUCCAACCCUGACUACGGAAACUUAGACUACAACUCCAUUAUGGGUCUCAAAUAUUUGGUUGGUGUUAGUGCUAUAUGUGCUAUUUAUGCUCUGCUCUCUACUAUUUCUUCAUGGGUGACAUGUUUAGUGUCCAAAGCUUGGCUCUUCUUUGUCCCUGACCAGGUUUUAGCUUAUUUGAUGACAACAUCGGCAGCAGGAGCAACAGAGAUAGUGUAUUUACUUAACAAAGGAGACAAACCAGUGACAUGGAGUGAAGUGUGUUCUUCUUACCCACACUUUUGCUCAAAACUCACAAUUGCUUUGGGGCUUCAUGUCGUUGUUCUCCUCGCUUUCUUAUUUCUCUCUGUUAUUUCUGCUUAUAGAGCUUUCAGUCGCUUUGAUCCUCCUUGUGAUGAUCCUCAAACCAAUAAUAAUGCUUAAUUACUCAGUUUUCAAUCAUAUUUUGCAAUCAUAUUUUGCAGCUUUGGAGUCAGUUUUAUCUCAAUGAUGCGGAGAUUUUGGUGUUUUAAAUUUGUUGCUAUGAUUUAUAAUUGUUAAGAAACCUAAGGAUGUAUGAAGUUUUUAUUUUCUUCUCUUUUAGGUCAAUCGACCAAUAUAUAUACGUAUUUAACCUAAUUUGCAACAUUAAGGAAAAUUACAACUAGAAAAGUAUAUACGGAGAUAUAUAAUAUAUUUUCAAUAUUCCUUUCAAGUUGCAGUGUAAAGAUUAAAAUGCUUGGCG